GGAUGAACGACAUGCAGGGGACCUAUUGGUACAGAGUCGUAUGCGACGGUCGGUGUACCCAAGCUCGCCACUACAGCGCUGGAACAGCUCCGAGGCUGCUUGCCCAGAUGGCACUAGGGUGGUCAGUGGAUCAUUUGAAGGCAUCCUCGGGUUCCUCACCCGACCUCCCCGGAUGCGCUCCGGACAGCUAUGCAGGAAACGAGGAUACUUGCGAAUAAUCCUUUCGUAGUGAACAUCACCCUCCUGUCCAGCAUAAAUCCGCCAGAUACGAAGGCUAUGCGUGCGCAGCAGUCGAGGGCUUACGGAAUUCCGAGACUGCGGACAAUGUUACGUUGCAUUUGGACGUGAGCGCGUUCGACGCUACAUAUGCAAUAUACUGCACCUGCGCAUGGAUCUCGAGCGGUCAGUGAGGUUGUUAUUCAGUCUGUAACGCUUCUGCUCGCUCAAACGUCAAGCGGACUUGGCAAAGAGGAACAUGCCACUAUAUAAC
Dichomitus squalens LYAD-421 SS1 is the source of this 490-nucleotide messenger RNA. RefSeq lists its product as uncharacterized. The transcript is spliced from 4 exons. NCBI's taxonomy places the organism in Eukaryota, Fungi, Basidiomycota, Agaricomycetes, Polyporales, Polyporaceae. The annotation marks the transcript as partial. The record is from RefSeq and is a predicted model, not a curated record.